Messenger RNA from Maudiozyma saulgeensis, 1032 nucleotides. The record is from the annotation of a GenBank genome assembly. Lineage: Eukaryota; Fungi; Ascomycota; Saccharomycetes; Saccharomycetales; Saccharomycetaceae.
AUGUCACAAGCUGUUCAGACUGGUAAACUAAGUGCCGAUGAAAUUGCACUAUAUGAUAGACAAAUUAGACUAUGGGGGAUGGCUGCUCAAGCUAAUAUGCGUUCUGCUAAAGUAUUAUUGAUUAAUAUUGGAUCAAUAGGUACCGAAAUUGCUAAAAAUAUUGUCUUGAGCGGGAUAGGUAAUUUAUGUGUCUUAGACGACAAUGUUGUUCGUGAAGAAGAUUUAGGUUGUCAGUUUUUCUUGGAAAAGAAAGAUGUUGGGAAAUUGAAAGUAGACGUAUGUUCUCCAAAGAUUAAAGAUUUGAAUCCUCGUGUAAACUUGACUGUUGAUAGUGAUUCUUUAGCAAAUAAAGAAGAAACGUUUUUUAAAGAAUUUGAUUUAAUUGUGGCAACAGAAUUAAAUAGAGAUCAAAUUAUUGAAGUGAAUAAAAUCUCAAGAAAAUUGAAUAUUGCACUGUAUGUUACUGGAUCAAAUGGUUUGUUUUCUUAUAUAUUUGUGGAUUUAAUUGAAUUCGUUUCAGAAGAAGAAAAGUUGAAAACAGGUAGAGCUACUAUUGUAGGUGAAAUUUCCUCAAAUAAGACUAUUGUUGAAGUAGAUACACGAGUAGAUGAUGAUGAUCCAAAGAAAAUCUUUGAAAUGAUUAAAACAAAAAAUACUUAUAAACCAUUUAAAGAAAUGCUACAAUCUGCUACUUUAGAAGGAAAAUUGACCAAGAGGCAAACUAAAAGAGUUAAUAGUAUUUUACCAUUAACGAUAUCAUAUUUAACAACUAUUCCAUCCUCUGUGGAAGAAUUGCAAAAAAAUACAAUCGCAACAUGUAACAAAUUAGGGCUUUUACCCUCAAUUUUGAAAGAAGAAUACAUUCAACAAUUUUAUAAACAAGUUAAUGUUGAAUUUGCACCAGUGGCGGCUAUCAUUGGAGGUGCAGUCGCUCAGGAUGUCAUUAAUAUUCUUGGCAAAAGACAAUCUCCAUUAAACAAUUUCAUUGUGUUUGAUGGUAUAACGUUGGAAAUGCCUAUAUAUGAAUUAUAA